Molecule: messenger RNA, 971 nt
Organism: Gorilla gorilla gorilla (western lowland gorilla)
Lineage: Eukaryota; Metazoa; Chordata; Mammalia; Primates; Hominidae
Gene: S100A4
Product: S100 calcium binding protein A4
Exons: 3
Coding region: 527-832 (101 amino acids)
Biological process (GO): positive regulation of canonical NF-kappaB signal transduction
Cellular component (GO): nucleus; perinuclear region of cytoplasm
Molecular function (GO): calcium ion binding; calcium-dependent protein binding; RAGE receptor binding
Source: RefSeq, a predicted model, not a curated record
AUUCUUCCCCUCUCUACAACCCUCUCUCCUCAGCGCUUCUUCUUUCUUGGUUUGGUGAGUUGUGUUGGCCUGACUGGCAUGCAAGGGGUGUCAGAGGCCAGGGCUGGAGAAGGAGAAGGGGAGGCUGGUGGGGGCCAGAUAUGCUAAAGAGAUCCAGAUGUGAGAUUCUGAUGUGGAACUCUGGGUAGAUUGUGUGCGUGGGUGUGCAUGUGCGUGGGUGUGCAUGGCACACACACACAUGCAUGUAAGAGGGAGGAAAAAACAAACAGAAAAGCGAGCAAGUGACUGGAUUUGAGCUCUCCAGGUGCUUCUGAGAUGUGGGCUUGCACAUGCUGUUGCUAUAGUACGUGUUGGUAUGUAUGUGCCUGUGGGUAUCUGCACUGGCUCAUGUUUGCUGGGUUGCGCACUCGGGAGCAGGAAGCAAAGGAAAGGCAGAAGGCAACUGUGGGCCUUUGUCUGGUGGUGUGCCCCAUGAGCCUCUGCCCUGCACGCAGCAGCCCAGCUGGAGAAGAUCCUGACUGCUGUCAUGGCGUGCCCUCUGGAGAAGGCCCUGGAUGUGAUGGUGUCCACCUUCCACAAGUACUCGGGCAAAGAGGGUGACAAGUUCAAGCUCAACAAGUCAGAGCUAAAGGAGCUGCUGACCCGGGAGCUGCCCAGCUUCUUGGGGAAAAGGACAGAUGAAGCUGCUUUCCAGAAGCUGAUGAGCAACUUGGACAGCAACAGGGACAACGAGGUGGACUUCCAAGAGUACUGUGUCUUCCUGUCCUGCAUCGCCAUGAUGUGUAACGAAUUCUUUGAAGGCUUCCCAGAUAAGCAGCCCAGGAAGAAAUGAAAACUCCUCUGAUGUGGUUGGGGGGUCUGCCAGCUGGGGCCUUCCCUGUCGCCAGUGGGCACAUUUUUUUUUUCCACCCUGGCUCCUUCAGACACGUGCUUGAUGCUGAGCAAGUUCAAUAAAGAUUCUUGGAAGUUUU